Tachysurus vachellii is the source of this 5420-nucleotide messenger RNA. Its product is annotated as kinesin light chain 2-like. The record is from RefSeq and is a predicted model, not a curated record. Bases 414 to 2276 code for a protein of 620 amino acids. Lineage: Eukaryota; Metazoa; Chordata; Actinopteri; Siluriformes; Bagridae. Gene Ontology annotation, molecular function: kinesin binding. Gene Ontology annotation, cellular component: cytoplasm; kinesin complex; membrane-bounded organelle. The transcript has 14 exons. Gene Ontology annotation, biological process: microtubule-based movement.
AGCUUUUUACCUUCUGUGGGCUUUUUAUUCGUGUAAAACGCUACUGACGAUGGACGAAAAGGAUGUGUUUUUGGGUCAGGGAUGAAAAUAGUCAAUAGAAGGAAGUGUGUUGGGUCGAUAAACCGUUACAACUCCUGAGGUUUGUAGGAUGCUCGGGGUUUUUUUUUUUUUUUUAUUUGUUUAUCUGAAACGGAUUUUCUUUGCGACAUAUUUAAAAAUAAAUAAAUAAAUAAAUAAUAAUAAUAAUAAUAAUAAAUAAGCAGGACUGUUAGCUUUUAAUCACAUCCUACAGGAAAUCCCUCUACCUGGUGUGGGAAAAAAGUUUAGGAGGUAUAGAUUUCCAUCAUUGUCCUCUCGCUUCCUGUUGUCCUUCCAGCAGUUGUGUGUGAUUGUGAGCAGAGAGUUCUCAGGCCAUGUCCACUAUGGUGUACCCGAGGGAGGAGGCUCUGGAGCGCCUGAGUCAGGAUGAGAUUGUGCUGAACACAAAGGCGGUAAUGCAGGGACUGGAGACGCUGCGGGGGGAACACGCUCAGCUCCUCAACUCCCUGAUGGACUGCACUCCACCUCCCGCCGCACAGGAGAAAUCUGGUCUGCUCCGCAAGAGCCUGGAGGCCAUUGAGCUGGGCCUGGGGGAGGCACAGGUGAUCAUCGCACUGUCUGGUCACUUGAGCGCAGUGGAGUCGGAGAAGCAGAAGCUGCGGGCUCAGGUGCGCCGUCUGUGUCAGGAGAAUCAGUGGCUGCGGGAUGAGCUGGCCAGCACACAGCACAAGCUGCAGAAGAGCGAGCAGAAUGUGGCCCAGCUCGAGGAGGAGAAGAAGCACCUUGAGUUCAUGAACCAGAUUCGCAAGUUUGACGACGAUGCCACACCCUCAGAGGAGAAAACAGGGGACAAAGAAAAGGACAAUUUGGACGAUCUGUUCCCCAAUGAUGAUGAUCAUGGUCCAGCCCAGCGCAGCGGUGAGGUGGCAGCACAGCAGGGAGGAUAUGAGAUCCCAGCUCGUCUCAGGACACUGCACAACCUGGUGAUCCAGUACGCCUCUCAGGGAAGGUACGAGGUGGCCGUGCCGCUCUGCAAGCAAGCGCUGGAGGACCUGGAGAAGACCUCAGGCCACGAUCACCCCGACGUUGCCACCAUGCUCAACAUCCUGGCCCUCGUCUACAGGGAUCAGAAUAAGUACAAAGAGGCAGCCCACCUCCUGAACGACGCACUGGCAAUCCGUGAGAAGACUCUUGGGAAGGAUCACCCCGCCGUGGCGGCAACCCUCAACAACCUGGCCGUGCUGUAUGGCAAGAGGGGCAAAUACAAGGAAGCUGAACCCCUGUGCAAGAGGGCGCUGGAGAUCAGGGAAAAGGUUUUGGGGAAGUACCACCCCGAUGUGGCUAAGCAGCUGAAUAACCUGGCACUGCUGUGUCAGAACCAGGGAAAGUACGAGGAAGUGGUGUACUACUACAGCCGUGCGCUGGAAAUCUACGAGAGUAAGCUGGGGGCCGACGACCCCAAUGUGGCCAAGACCAAAAACAACCUGGCCACGUGCUACUUGAAGCAGGGCAAGUUUAAGGACGCAGAGGCUCUGUACAAGGAGAUCCUGACCCGCGCUCACGAGAAGCAGUUCGGCCUUGUGAACAGUGACAACAAGCCCAUAUGGAUGCAUGCAGAAGAGAGAGAGGAGAGUAAGGGCAAGAAGAUGGACUCCACUCCUUACAGCGAGUACGGCAGCUGGUACAAGGCCUGUAAAGUGGACAGUCCCACAGUCACUAACACGCUGAGAAGCCUGGGGGCGCUGUAUCGCAGACAGGGCAAGCUGGAGGCCGCAGACACUCUAGAGGAGUGUGCUACAAAGAACCGAAAACAGGUACCCAAGGGCGGCAUAGAUGCGAUCAACCAGAGUAAGGUGGUGGAGCUGCUGAAGGACGGCACCCCAGCUGGAGAUAAGCGGCACAGCAGAGAGGGGCUGAAUGGCUCAGGAGGUCCUCGUGACUCUGAAGGAGACGAGGCCGAGUGGAGCGGGGACGGGAGCGGCUCUCUGAGGCGCAGCGGCUCCUUCGGGAAGAUCCGGGAUGCUCUGAGACGCAGCAGUGAGAUGCUGGUGAGGAAACUCCAGGGCAGCGGCCCACAGGAACCACGUAACCCGGGGUUGAAAAGAGCAAGCUCUUUGAACUUCCUCAACAAGAGCGUAGAGGAGACCUCACAGGUUGUAAACAGUGGACUAUCAGAAUGUCGAGGACUGAGCACCAGCAACGUGGACCUUUCAAGACGAAGCUCCCUGAUUGGUUAGAGAGUAUGGUCGGGGUGUUAAUGGGGGCGGAGCAAAACAGAUGUUCUGUUUGCCUUUACUUUAUGUAUUUAUUUUUUUUCCAGCGUGUUUUUUUUUUUGUUUGUUUGUUUAGUCUCUAUUUUGACAGCUACCGAACAGCUGGGUCUGCUUUGCUUUGUGAAGCUGCACUGAUCAGAAGCAGACUAUUAACACACAGCAGGUAGAUAGUAGGGAUAGAGUUUCAGUUCGAUGCGCAGUGCAGACUGGCUCGAGUCUUUCAGUCCACAGCCAGCCUGUUUUUUUUUUCCUGAAAAUCAUUACAGCAUGCCGCUUUCUACACUGGAUGUGCUUCUGCAUUCGAGACACUUUACUCACGUCUCAGUGACACGGCAUGCAAAGUACAACAGUCAUCCACCGUAUAAGGGAUCUCGAUGUGUGUAACCGCAAGCAUUAACUUUAAUUAUCUGUCAUCAGAAUGUCGUGUACUACAGGCUGCUGACGUGACUCAAGAGCGGUACGAAUGAUUGACAAGUCGUCGUUUUUUUUAUUAUUAUUAUUAUUUAUUUUAAGUCGAGUGAACCGACAGCAGUGUAUCCCAGUAGUCGAGGGAUAACUUUACAUUUUGUGUGUUUUUUUUUGUUUUUUCUCUUCUUCUGUAUAUACAGGAUUAACUUAUUGAAAUUGUCGUUUCCUUCCUCGUAUAUGCCACUCAUUUUUUUUCUUAUAUACAUAGUAGGAAGUUAGAGAAUCUGUGAAGAACUAAUCCCACUACACAGAAGUGAACACUGGGCUUUGUUGCAUGUUUAAACUCUGCUGCGUGAACAGAAGGACUUAAGAGUUAAUACUGAAACGGGACCCGAGUCAUGUUUUUUUUUUUUUUUUGCUGAUUCUUUUGAUGUUUUCCGUUUAAUUUCUUGCUAGCGUUUAAUGUACAGAAUGAAUGUCACUUUAGACGAAGAUGAAGUUUGUAUAUAAAUGUGUGUAUCUGGAUCUGCGGUUCAGAAAAGCAUCCAGCACCGUCAGGAAUAUGAGUUUGUUAUUAAUCCAAUUUAUUUGCGCUGAACACUAAGAGAACUCUGAAUAGAACAAUUCUCCUGAAUGGCAAUUGUUUAUGAGCCAAAACAGAAGAAUGUUCCACCGCUGGCUUAUGUACUGUAUUGUUGUGUUGUGUUUGUCAGGCACGCAGCAGUAUGAUUUUCCCUGCUGUGUAGCCUGAGGCUUGGAUGAGACUGAACGGUUUUUUAGUAAGUAGGGGAUGGGAAGAAUUUAGUUGUUAAAGGUGCAGUGUGUAAUUUUUCCUUUUUUUUUUUUUUUUGUGUGACUACUGAAUUCAUACAGAUUCAUAUGUGAUGGAAGACUGUGGCUUAGUGGUUAGCACUUUUGCCUCACACCAAUAGUUUGCCCCCAUCCUCGAGGGAGCUUGCAUUUGGGGUUUCCUUUAGGGGUAACUCUGGUUUCCGCCCCCAUUGUAGGUGUUAGCUGUAGUGUGUGGGUGCGUGAUUGUACCCUACAAUGUGUUACCACCCUGUCUUUAUGCCCUGGGGUAGGUCCCAGGUUCCCUGUGACCCUGUGUAGGAUAAGCUCUACAGAAAACGGACAGAUGGAUGAAAGAAUACGAUACAAGUUGUUGAUCCUUCAGCUUACCUUUGCCCCGUACAUACAAGGGAUCACACGGUGUACAUACAGUAGUGUGACACUGCAGCACUGUAGAAUUCUCAAAUCCGAACCCAAUGCAAGAUUAAAUGAAUGUACUAGAGUUAAAAAGGUAUGGUUUCUAUAGUAACAUCUCAUUCACAUGGACCUGUGACCUGUAUAUCAGGCGUAAUAUAAUCUACAUAAUCUAAAGCUCGUAAUAAAAACGCUGUUUAAUAAAGAAGAACACGGUGACUGUCGGACACGGUGUAGCUUUACGCGAGAUGAUGUUUAUUUAAGGUUUCUGAAAGGAGUCUCCAGUCUCAAUAAAUGAAAAGCUUCAGGACUGAAGAACAGAAUUUUGGUUUCUUGGUAACACAGUUAGCUGUGGAGUUGCUUUGUUUGAUGAUGAUGACGUUAUUUCACCUCACAGCCAGCAGAGGGCAAUAAAACAAAAUUACUAACUGCUCCUUUAAAUACACGUCCAUCUGUUCGGCCGAUUUUGAACGGCGCUGCUGGAAAAGGCCAGAAGGUCGGUGAAGCUGUUUAACACGAAUGUAGGAAACAGAACGGAAAGACGUUGUGCUGUGAUACAAACACACUAUGAGCUGUAGAAACAUUUCAUUCACCGUGUCUUACAUCAUCACACAUGGAUUCUGGAUAGUUAGGUAACUUUAGGCGUGUCGCUCGGGCAGAGCAGGAAACUAGCGUAGUGCUUAAGAGUGCGUUAACGCUGCUAAAAGCUUUAACCUCGAACACUCGCCAUAACCCUCGAUUGUAUUAUGUGCCUGAGAUUUAGGAUUUCUUUCAGUUAGUGAUAAUAUAUCUCUUUCCUUCUCUGUCUGCUGUGUUAAUACAGACUAAACUGUGCAACAAGGCUGUGUCCUAUUGCCCUAAUAAACACUACCGUGAAUCCUUCAGGAUAUGUGAAGUAGGAUAAAACGACUGUUUUAAUCAGUAUCGAAAUCACAAAACUAAGCAAAGUGCAAAUUAGCAUUCAUUCAUUUUUUUUUAAAUCCACAUUAAACAGCCUUUCUGCAUUGUACAAUAUUAACCUGUUCAUUUCUUCAGACUUACACACUCCUAGUUCUUUUAGCUUUAUUCUUUAAUUCACUAAAACACAAGUAAUCUCUUAAUUCUAAAGAAAUCCACUAGGGUUUACUAAUCAGCUGAGCUCAUGUAGUGCAGUCUGUGAGGAUUAUGAAUCACUGUGCAGCUCCAGUCCCUAGAUUUGCAGAUCAUCAAAAUCUAAUCUUAAUCUUUGUAACAAAUAUAAACCAGCGACCGAACGCGCGGCCGUGGUGUUCAGCGCAGGUGUGUCACGGGUUCUCCGAUGUCAUAGGUACAGGAUGGUUGUGUACGCUUGCUUCCCUUAUCACACUCAUCUAAUCACACUCAUCUCAACGUGUCGCUUUUCCAACGCUGUACAAUGUGAUCCUGCAGGUUUACUGGGCUUGGGCUUGGGCUUGGGGGUGAACCUGCAGAUCUGAUGUAAAACCUUCAAAAGAAAUAAAACCUCACUUUUCAAACCAA